Molecule: messenger RNA, 808 nt
Organism: Ilex paraguariensis (yerba mate)
Lineage: Eukaryota; Viridiplantae; Streptophyta; Magnoliopsida; Aquifoliales; Aquifoliaceae
Source: the annotation of a GenBank genome assembly
GCUAACAAACAUAAAUUACAAGAAUCUUCAAACAAUAUUAACCCUUAAUCACGCACCAUACUCCAAUUUUGAUGAAUAACAUGGAAAGAGAGAUUCAAAAAUUCUUUAGUGACCGAAGCCCGUUGAGACACGAGGAAUUUCACUCUUAUUCCAUAAAGAUUCCCAACACUCAUUUUUACCCUCAAAGAUGACCUAAUUAUCCUUCCAUACUACCCUUCUUUUACGUUGACUAAAGAUAAAGUUGAUGGGUUUGAUAUCAAUGAAGUUUGUUACGGAUUGGAGGACUUCUUUUGCAAAAGUGGGGCAGGUAGACGAGAUCGGUAGUGAUGAUUAUGAAUACGCAGAGGAUGACUCUGGAAUGGCUGAAACUCUGAUUGAGGCUGGAACUUGGGAGGAGAAGAAUUUAAACAAAUGGGCGAGUGACAGAAUUAAGGAGUUGCUUCAAUCUGUGGAUUCCUUGGAGUUUUCGGGUGGCAGAGCUGAUAUUACAGAAGUAUCGAAAUGUGUGGGCGAUGCAUUCUUGGUGACUGUACGGAAAAAGAAAUGUGUUGGCUACACUUAUGAGCUGACACUGAGAGUCAAAGGGGAAUGGUUUAUUGGUGAGGAGAAAAAGAAAAUCAAGGGCUAUAUAGAUCUGCCAGAGUUCUCGUUUGGGGAACUGGAUGACUUGCAGAUUGAUGUAAGACUUGGUGAAGAGAAGGAUCUUCUGCAUCAAGAUAAGCUGCGAAUCAGCAAGGAUUUGAAGCUGUUUUUGCAGCCUCUGUGUGAAAAAUUGCGUCAAUUCGAACAGGAACUCAAAGAGAGGUAG